Molecule: messenger RNA, 1833 nt
Organism: Penicillium canariense
Lineage: Eukaryota; Fungi; Ascomycota; Eurotiomycetes; Eurotiales; Aspergillaceae
Product: TFIIB-type zinc finger domain-containing protein
Exons: 8
Coding region: 1-1833 (610 amino acids)
Biological process (GO): nucleolar large rRNA transcription by RNA polymerase I; RNA polymerase I preinitiation complex assembly
Cellular component (GO): RNA polymerase I core factor complex; RNA polymerase transcription factor SL1 complex
Molecular function (GO): RNA polymerase I core promoter sequence-specific DNA binding
Source: RefSeq, a predicted model, not a curated record
AUGGAGUAUGUCAUCCGAGGGGUUUGCGGCCAGGAGGGAUGUCGUGAGCGACGAUACUAUCUCGAUAAUGGCCUCUGGUUUUGCCGGCGCGGCCAUUUGCAAGAGGGCCGACAAGUCGAAGAAGAUCCGGAUGAUUUCGGGACCCAAGGCAAAAAGCACCGGGUGAGAAAGGAAAGGGAAGAGAGAUCACGGAAGACAUAUCGUGGUCGCCAGGCGCAUACUCUCUUUCUGCAAGCUUAUCAGAUAAUUCUUUGGAAGCAGUGCCACGCUUUAGUCCACGAUCAUGGAUUUCCCGUGCAGUUCGAGGCCGUGGUUCGUGAUCUGUGGGGCUUCAGGCUACAAGACUUCGCCCUGAGGAUCAAUGCAACCGCAGACGAUGAUGAUGAUGACGAAAGGGAACUCUUUAGCUCCCAGCCUGAGACAGAUACCUCCGACGACCCAGGCUUCAAGUCAAGAGGGAGGUUUCUUGAGUGGCCUCGUCUUUUAGAUUCUGUCGGCCUUUGCUAUCUGGCGGCCGUUCUAAUGCGGCUACCUGUUUGUGUCAGCGACUUUCACCGCUUGAUAAUACGCCAGGAUGUCCCUUAUAUUCGGGCUACAAGGGCUAUCCCUCACGAAAUGAGAGAUAAACUUCCUCCUGAAUUUUUUGCAAGACUAGAUAUUCAUCAACUUCCCAGAAUAGAAACUCUACAUCGGGGUUUCGUGCAGCUUGCACUUCAUUACCAGCGUCGGUUUGAGAUCGCUCUUCCGCCUUUAAACUCAUCUCUUAUCCUAUAUCGUCACAUUAAGAGACUUGCUGUCCCAAUUGACGUGUAUGAGACGGUCAAGACCUUGAAAGGCCUCGUUGGUUUUACCUAUGCAUUUUCUGCACCGGCACAAGGCACCAAACGGAAGCAGACACUACACCUACCGGAAGUCCAGUUGAUGGCGCUCGUCGUUAUAGCCACCAAAUUACUCUUCCCUUUCGACGAUCUGGAAAGGCACCCCGCCACAGCCAAAGAGCCCGCCACUCAAGCUAUAGAAUGGCCCCUGUGGGUGCGAUCCCAGAAUCACUUCGAUAAUCGUGAAAUUGCCUGCGGAAAUAUUGGGAAAGACCAAGUCAUUCAGCUCACUGAUAAAGAUGUACUGAACAUGGCACCCAGUCAGCUCGACGAGUAUAUGGACUGGUAUGAGAGCAACUGGAUAGAUAGUUCCCGGACCAUGAAUCCAGUUGCAGAUAUGUUCCCAACCAGCCGGACGACAGAUACAGCCGCUCAACGGCAGCCGAUGCCGGCUUCAACCCUAGCGACCGCCGCUGACCCAGAAGAAGCCCUGGAUGUCCUCGUACGCACAGUCAUGCAAGAACUGAAGCCAAAAAAGGUCGAUCCGGAUCAAGAAGAAGACGAACGCCGACCGGGCUCUUGGUACCGGCGAUAUCGAUGGGAAUCGCAACUCCCCGAGACGGCCAGGGCUUUUUACAAACUGGCUGCGCAGCUCGCGGCUAUCUCCUUGCCGGCGCUCCUCCAUGCUGUCAAUGUAACUGAAUGGAGAAUUGCAAAAACUAUAGAAGAUCAGCGACGGGCGGAAUAUUUCAGUCUGGCAAUGGAUCUGGAUAUGGAGGGUGCAAAUGACGACAGUGCCGAUGAUAUGGAGGAGCUGGAGGAGCUGGAUGAGUUGGGGCAACGCCGGCCCGCGAAUCUGCCCACCCUUGCUAAGCGAGAAUUCCUCAAAUUGUCAUCGCCUCCUCCGCCUCGAACUCAGCGACCGACCGCCGACACCAACGAAAUAUCGCAACCAGUACGUAUCGUGAAACGCGCCUGGACGCAUUCCUGUGACCCGUGUGAACUCAUAAGCUAA